UAUUACUUCCUGGUUGGGAAAUCGUGUAGACUGGCCAGAGUCCGCGUUUCCCCUAAAUUUUACCAACUCUUCCUUUGAAAACUUGUUGAUCAACCCGGCAGAAUUGAAAUCAUGUCAGUUCAUCCUUUUGGAUCGGAGCCUAUCUCUUGCCAUGCCUGGAACAAGGAUAGAUCCCAAGUUGCAAUCUCUCCAAAUAACCAUGAAGUUGUCAUCUACAAGAAACGAGGUUCUGGCUGGGAGAAAACUGACACCUUGACUGAGCAUACUCAGCGAGUAACUAGCAUCGACUGGGCCCCUGAGAGUAACAGACUUCUUACUUGUGGAGCUGAUCGUAAUGCUUAUGUCUGGACACUUGUGGACGGUGUGUGGAAGCCAACUUUGGUCAUCCUUAGGAUCAACAGGGCAGCAACAGUCUGCAAAUGGUCUCCUCUAGAAAAUAAGUUUGCUGUUGGAAGCGGAGCUCGUCUGAUAGCUAUUUGCUUCUUUGAGAAAGACCAUGACUGGUGGGUCAGCAAGCACAUCAAGAAACCCAUAAGGUCUACCAUCACCAGUAUUGAUUGGCACCCAGACAACUGCCUCAUUCUCUGUGGCUCCUCAGACUUCAAGGCACGUGUCUUCUCCACGUACGUCAAGGAACUCGAAAGCAAGCCAAAGGAAUGCUGCUGGGGCAAGAAGAAAUCCUUUGGAAAUUUGAUGGCGGAGUUCUCUAAUGGUGGAGGUAACGAAGUAAAAGAUGGCCCUGCUAUGAAAAAAUCCCUUGGUGGUUGGGUCCAUGAUGUCUCCUUCUCCGCCAGUGGGCUAAAGCUUGCCUGGGUGGGUCAUGAUUCCAGUCUCUCUGUCAUUGACGGAGGCAAUGGCCUACAGGUUGCGACGGAGAAGACCAAGUUCCUUCCAUUCACAACAGUUCUCUGGGUUACUGAAAACCAGCUGGUUGUCGCUGGACAUGACUGCUGCCCCAUGCUCUUCUCCCAUGAUGGUGGAAAACUGACUUUCCUGCACCAGCUUGAUGCCAGCAAAGAGAGUGAAUCGACCGGCAAAGUUAGUGCGAUGAAGAGGUUCCAGGAUCUCGACAAGAAGGGGAGGGAUGCUGAUUCCGCCCAGUUUAGUUACAAGCACAAGAAUACCAUCACUCAGUUAGCAAUUGUUGGUGGUGACAAGAACCGUGUUACCCAGUUCUCGACCAGUGGUGUCGAUGGGAACAUCUGCGUUUGGGACUUCAAGACCCUUGAAUCCCAGAUUGCUGGUCUCAGGAUUUGCUAAUCUAAGGAAAUGCCAACACAACCUCAGACGACAUGGAUUUCAUUAUAUUUGACAUUCUAUAUAUCAUAAUAAGAAUGAUUAUGUCCACAGUUUGUGAUAGAGAUCAACAUUCUAUGGUGGUUGUCUAAGGACUUACAAAUUCCUUAACCAUUUACAUUGUGCAUGCAGUAAACAUUAUUAAUCCAGUGCGGUAUGAUAGUUGUCAAACGUAACAUCAUGAGUCUAGGCAGAUAGUAGGUGAUCAUUUCUUAUCAAGAUUGAACGUAGUUGAUGUAGUGCUCCAGUUGUCACGACGCAUUUCGACGGUAUUCAUUCAGUUGUAACGUAAUACUGUAAACCCCUCAAUUUCAUCAAGUUUAUCCAACACUAGUUGUCCGCAACAGAGUAACAUUUCUACCGGUAUUUAAUUUUGAUUGAGCCAAUAUUUUCUAAUUAAUACUUGGCUCAGAUUAUAGUGCGACAGAAAUAUGCGGGCGAACCUCAUGUACAGUACUGGCAUCAGCAUCAGCAGACUGCCAAACAACUGUUGCUUGAACCUCAAUUGUUCAGAAUGUAUUUUGUUUAAAAACUUUGUUUAGUUUCUCUCCUCUUGAUUAUGGAUCACUCACAUGGUUUAAGUUUUUUCAUCAGAAUAUGUUAACUUGUAUAUUAUGUUUCUAAAUACAAAUUGCUUAACGAUA
Messenger RNA from Lineus longissimus, 1940 nucleotides. RefSeq names its product actin-related protein 2/3 complex subunit 1A-A-like. NCBI's taxonomy places the organism in Eukaryota, Metazoa, Nemertea, Pilidiophora, Heteronemertea, Lineidae. Gene Ontology annotation, molecular function: actin filament binding. Bases 112 to 1260 code for a protein of 382 amino acids. The record is from RefSeq and is a predicted model, not a curated record. Gene Ontology annotation, biological process: Arp2/3 complex-mediated actin nucleation. Gene Ontology annotation, cellular component: actin cytoskeleton; Arp2/3 protein complex. The transcript has 13 exons.